This is a messenger RNA of Leptopilina heterotoma, 2131 nucleotides long. RefSeq lists its product as uncharacterized. Lineage: Eukaryota; Metazoa; Arthropoda; Insecta; Hymenoptera; Figitidae. The transcript is spliced from 5 exons. The record is from RefSeq and is a predicted model, not a curated record. The coding region runs from base 239 to 1981 and encodes 580 amino acids.
UAUAUUAUAUUUGACUAGGUAUAUAUUUCAGUUUCUCUAUCAAAAAGAAAAUAAUAAGUGAUACGAUUGCUUUCAGAGUAAUAAUUAUUUAUUAUUUUUAUCGUGAAUAAGUAUAUUUUUUAAUUAAUUUAAAUUAAAUGGUGAACGAAACACAUUUAACAACAACCAAAUUAAAAUAAAUAUCGCGAAGAAAGUAAAUAAUUAGGUAAACUAAUUUUCAACAAAUGACAAGAAAAGAAUGGCGUCAUCGAAUUUGAAAUAUUGUUUGGGACAUGAAAGAGUUAAAUCAGUUAAAAUAAUCUCACAUCAUGUCACUUGGAAACAAAAACCGAUGACGACAUACGUUAAGCCGAUUUUUGAUUUUAUGGCAUCUGUGAGGCAUAAAAAAUUAAAAGCCCACAAGAAAUUGCAACUAAAAAACAAAUGCUCUAGUAUAUGUAAAUGCGAGGAGAAAAUAAAUAGAUUCCAUGAAAUAGAAAAAACCAAAGAAUAUAAAAUUAAAAUGAAUGUUUUAACAGAACAACAAAAAAGUUACAUUGACCGAAUAACGGAAAAAUUACAAAACAAAAUGCACGGUGAAGAAUUUACGAUAGCUGAAAAAUUAAUGUGCCUCUCAAUUUAUAAUAAAUCGGAAAAUUUGUAUAACUACCUAUGCACAUUAAUUCCAUUGCCAGAUAAUAUGAAUUUAAAAAAAUUUCGUAAAUCCAUACCAUUUGAUGCUGGUGUCACGUCAACGAUGGCAAAAAGAUUAUUAAAAUUAUCAACGACAAUGAAUUCUAUCGACAAAAUUGUUAUUCUAAUGUUGGGCUCAUUUCCCAUAGAACCACAUUUACAUUAUUCUGGAAAAUUAGAUAAAAUUAUUGGCUAUGAGGAUUGGGGCUACCAGCGUGAUUAUCUUGCUGAGGAGGCUUUUGUUUUUGCAAUUCGUGGAAUAGAAUCCAAUUGGUUUUUACCAGUUGCUUACAGUUUUGCGGAUGAAGAGCCAAAAAUUUCUCGUCUCGUUAGAUUAUUCAAACAAGUUGUACAGUGCGUGAAUUCAGCUGGAUUUACAAUUGUUGCUUGUGUCAGUGACAAAAAUCAAUGGUACGAGGCAACAUUGGAGAAAUUACAAAUUGAGACAAUGAAAAAAAGAGGAUCUCCAGACACUGCGAAUUUUCCUACUAUUCUGAUUCAAGGAGUUGAAAUUGUUCCACUUUACAAUUGUCUCGAUUUGUUAACGGAUUUUCGUAAUAAACUGCAUUUGUACGAUCUGGAAUAUUUUGUGGAUCUAAUGGAGAGACCAGAAAAAUGGGAUCACGAUAGGGAACAACGUAUUACUAAUAUGAAUACAAAAAAACCAUUAUUAGCUACAUGGAAACACAUUGAAACUAUGCACAGCAUCAAUGAUGGUAAAUUAAAAGUCAAAAUUCCACCUCUAUGGAAUUCAAGUGUCGGCGCAAAGAAAUUGAAUAAAGUCAAUUUCGACAGUAUCCUCAAUGUCUUUAACGAAAAAGUGGCAAAUUGCAUGGAUAAACUUGCAAUUGAUAGUGAGAACAUGAAUGGAAAGAAAAUUCCGCCAGAAGGAUUUUUCACAUCAUUUAUCCUACACUUUUUGGAUAAACUUUGCCUUGCAUUAAUGGGCGGAUCAAAACAUGACGACAAUGAUCCAAUUAAAAAAAUGAAAACUGUUUUAACUGAUGGUAGUUUUCAUCAAGAAUUUUUUGAAGUUGCAAAAAUUUAUCUUCAACAUAUGCGCUUUGUGGAUAAUGAUACUCGAGUGCCAAUUGGUCGACACAUUACAUGCUUGAACGAUUUAAUAAUAACAAUUAAUGGUUAUCAAGUGCUUUGGCAGAAAUUACGCGAAAUGGAUUUUCAUUUUGUCAAAACGGAAAAUUUCAAUUCAGAAUUAAUUGAUGAUUUUCUUUAUAAAUAUGAAGGCGCAACGUGCCUAAAAUUUUGUCGUGAUUUCAAAAAUUACUGUUAUCUGGAUAUAAAAGUUUAAUUUAUCACCAAAAGGGGCGAAUGGAUAUUUUAUGGAAUAUAACAAAAAAAAAGAAAUAACAUGAGGAAAAUAUUUUAUGAUGCAGUGAGAUUGUAAAGUACUUAUCUAAGUUUUAAGUGUUAAUAAUAAAAUUUUAUCUCUUUUUUAAAA